This is a messenger RNA of Drosophila pseudoobscura, 1295 nucleotides long. RefSeq names its product choline-phosphate cytidylyltransferase A-like. The coding region runs from base 113 to 1282 and encodes 389 amino acids. The record is from RefSeq and is a predicted model, not a curated record. The transcript has 3 exons. Gene Ontology annotation, molecular function: choline-phosphate cytidylyltransferase activity; phosphatidylcholine binding. Gene Ontology annotation, biological process: CDP-choline pathway. NCBI's taxonomy places the organism in Eukaryota, Metazoa, Arthropoda, Insecta, Diptera, Drosophilidae.
UUAUUCAGUCACCGACUGGAUAGCGUGACGAGCAGUUCAGUUUUAGCUGUAGCUCUCUGAAAUUUAUAUAUAUAUAUUUUCUAAAAAUUUAUUUUCAAUAUUCUAAAGUAAAAUGGAUCAAAUAAUCGAACCGAACGCUUCGCUGCUCUCGGGAUCGGGAUCGGGGCGCUCAACGCCCUCCUUUGAGGGAUUCCAAAUGGAUGAUCCGGACACUAAGGACCCGGAGCCGGCGGUGGCCUUUGAGACCCAAUACCCGGCCAUGUCGCUGUACGACGUGAACCUGGAUAAAUACCCCUUUUGCCAGCCCUGCCCCUUCGCCACCGAUGCGAAGGCCCUGGAGGAGCUGGUGGCCUGCGACUACACGCAGCGCAUCAGCUACGAGAUGGCCCGCUCGGGGCAGGCGACGCGUCGCGUGCGCGUCUAUGCGGACGGGAUCUACGAUCUGUUCCACCAGGGCCAUGCCCGGCAGCUCCUGCAGGCGAAGAACAUCUUUCCGAACGUCUAUCUGAUUGUGGGCGUCUGCAACAACGAACUGACGCUCAAGAUGAAGGGCCGCACCGUGAUGAACGGCUUCGAGCGCUACGAGGCGGUGCGCCAUUGCCGCUACGUGGACGAGAUUGUGGCCAAUGCCCCCUGGACCCUCACCGAUGAGUUCCUGAAUGAGCACAAGAUCGACUUUGUGGCCCACGACGACAUACCCUAUGGCGGGGCAGGGGGCGUCGACGACAUCUACGCCCAUCUGAAGGCGCGCGGCAUGUUUGUGGCCACCGAACGCACGCCGGGUGUCUCCACCUCGGACAUUGUGGCACGCAUCGUCAAGGACUACGACCUGUUUGUGCGCCGCAACCUGGCGCGCGGCUACACCGCCAAGGAGCUGAACGUGUCCUUUCUGUCCGAGAAGAAGUUCCGCUUCCAGAACAAGAUGGACGAGCUGAAGGAUCGCGGCAACAUGGUCCGGUGCGGCCUCCUCGCCCGCUGGGAGGCCAAGUCGCGCGACCUCAUCGAAGCCUUCCUGCAGGCCUUCGGCCGCGAGCGCCUCUGCUCGAUCUGGCGCGAGUCCAAGGGCAAGCUAAUGAGUAUCUGGGGCUCGGCGGCAUCGCUCGAGGCCGGCGCCAUCGACAUUUCCGAUUCCGAAGACGAGUACGAGGACGCCCUGGGAGAGGUCGCCCACGUUGUGGCCGAGAGCGACAGCGGCCUGGAGACAGCACGCUGGCACGACACCGUGGCCCCCAAUCUGAGCCGUUCCAGCAGCUCCCCCGAUGUGGGGACUGGCGUCUGCUGAGGAUCUCAGGCCG